AUGGAGGGACAUACACAUAGCUCUGUCUCCUCUCGAAACGAGAGAAAAGCACUCGAAAGGACCAAAAUUGUGCAACGAGAGACAGAGAGAAAAACACUGAAAACGAUAUCAGACAUUUUGAAGAAAGAAGAUGGUGCACGCACUGAAAUGGAUCUGGCAGCUUUACAGCAGCACCAAGACAUUGUGCAAAAAUUAUGCAAACGCCAAAUCCAGAGGACCUUGGUGAAGAGAAAGCAAGAUGAGGUGUUUGAUGAUGCUGAGGAGCUGAGAUGUAAGGUCAAACAGCUAGCAGAGGCAAUACGCACGUCCCAAAACCUGGUCAUUUAUACGGGUGCAGGCAUCAGCACGGCUGCAUCAAUUCCAGACUACCGUGGGCCUAAUGGUGUUUGGACAAAGUUGAAGAAGGGUCUGCCAGUGAGAGUGGCAGAUUUGAGCCAAGCUGAGCCCACUUUCACACACAUGUGCAUCAAGAUGUUGCAUAAAGAAAAACUGGUUCAGCAUGUGGUCUCUCAAAACUGUGAUGGACUCCACCUAAGAAGUGGACUCCCCAGACAAAACCUCUCUGAGCUACAUGGAAACAUGUUCAUAGAGGUGUGUACAACUUGUACCCCAGUGAGGGAGUACAUACGUCUCUUUGACGUGACAGAGCGCACAGCUGUACACCGGCACAUCACUGGGCGUCAAUGUGGUCAUUGUGGAGGAGAUCUUAGGGACACUAUUGUGCACUUUGGCGAACGAGGCACCCUGGACCAACCGCUUAACUGGAAGGGAGCUAUAGAGGCAGCUGAACGCUCUGAUACCAUCCUUUGUUUGGGCUCGAGCCUUAAGGUGCUGAAGAAAUAUCCACGUCUCUGGUGUAUGAACAGGCCUGCUGUUAAGAGACCGAGGCUCUACAUCGUCAACUUGCAGUGGACACCUAAAGAUGAUUUGGCCACUCUGAAAAUCCAUGGGAAGUGUGAUGAUGUGAUGUUACUAUUGAUGGAGGAGCUAAACAUUAAAGCACCAGCCUACAAUAGAGCGGAAGAUCCAAUCUUCAAUAUGGCUACAACUCUUCAGCCAAAGGAGAAGGCUAGUCACACCCGGAAAUUGUUAGUGCCACCUUCUGCUGUUGACACGGGUCCUCCAGAAUUCAGUGACCAUGUAGAAGGGACAGAAGGGACACAAGGAGGCUGGUUUGGACGAGGUUGCAACAAAGGACGAAAGAAAUAACAAAUGGUGGAUGUAAUUCGAAAUAUAGAUUAAUGUGGCGAAAUGGCACAGUUUUGUAGUAUUUGACAUUUGACCUUAGUAUUGUACUUUACCAUGUUUACACAAUUUCUUUGUCUUCAUUAAAACUUAUUUGUGUAUCAAG
Molecule: messenger RNA, 1351 nt
Organism: Sardina pilchardus (European sardine)
Lineage: Eukaryota; Metazoa; Chordata; Actinopteri; Clupeiformes; Clupeidae
Gene: sirt7
Product: sirtuin 7
Exons: 10
Coding region: 1-1209 (402 amino acids)
Cellular component (GO): nucleus; chromatin
Molecular function (GO): histone H3K18 deacetylase activity, NAD-dependent; NAD+ binding
Source: RefSeq, a predicted model, not a curated record